Molecule: messenger RNA, 714 nt
Organism: Effrenium voratum
Lineage: Eukaryota; Dinophyceae; Suessiales; Symbiodiniaceae
Source: the annotation of a GenBank genome assembly
AUGCUCGUUGUCCUCGUCCCGGUGCCGGCCGCUGCGCAGGGGCUGGGCGGAUUCGGCCUGCCCGACGACAUCGGCGGGCUGACCAGCGCCAACAUCAUCCAGCUGUUCGGCCUGAUCACCGUGCUGGCGAUUGCGCCCGGUCUGUUGAUCAUGGUGACGAGUUUCACGCGCUUCAUCAUCGUGUUUUCGAUCCUGCGCACCGGAUUGGGACUGCAAUCGACACCCGCCAACAUCAUUCUGAUUUCGCUGGCGCUGUUCAUGACCUUCUACGUCAUGGCGCCGACCUUCGACCGCGCCUGGCAGAACGGCCUUCAGCCGCUUCUCAACAAUGAUAUCCAGGAAGAGCAGGCGCUGUCGGAGAUCGUCGCGCCGUUUCGCGACUUCAUGCUGGAGAACACGCGCGACGAGGAUCUCGACCUUUUCACCGGGCUCGCGCGCGAACGCGGUCAGGACGUCGUGGUCAACGGCACGAUCGACAUGCGCGUUCUUAUCCCGGCCUUCAUGAUCUCGGAAAUCCGACGCGGCUUCGAGAUCGGCUUUCUCGUCGUGCUGCCGUUUUUGGUGAUCGAUCUGAUCGUUGCGACCAUCAUCAUGGCGAUGGGCAUGAUGAUGCUCCCGCCCUCGGUCAUUUCUUUGCCGUUCAAGAUCCUGUUUUUCGUCAUGAUCGACGGUUGGAACCUUCUGGUCGGCAGUCUGGUGCGUUCCUUCGUCUGA